CCCCCCUGCAUCUUCUUCAACAGUUCGGAGAAUUGAUUAUUAGGGAACCCUGCAUGGGCGUUAUGAUCUAAGAAUCUUGUUUUGACCGACUCCUAUAUUUCUUGCUCACUACAGGCUGUCUCAUUUCUUAUCUCAUUAUGGCAAUAUCAAAGACAGAGACGGGGAAGGAUGUCGAACGCGGAGAGAUUAUAGACACGCCGUUUGAGGGUAUCUUAAAUUUUCGAGAUGCUGGGAAGAACAUUAACGAGUUUCUUGGGCAGAAGCUGGUUACUGAAGGGAGGGUAUUCAGAUCCGCUCAACCAGACGAUGCGACCUUAUCAGACAGAACGCGCCUGAAGGACGAAUAUGGUAUCAAGACCAUCAUAGAUCUCCGAACAGUAACCGAGCACGCAAACCGAGUGAAAAAGAGGCAAGGAGAUCUCGAGAUCCCUGUUCUCAUGCAGUCAAAUGCAGCUCUCGCAGAACCCUCCGAAAUUCCCGGGGUGGCCUAUUUAAACAUCAACAUCAACGGCAAGGGCUUCGAGCGAAGUCUCCUCUGGCAGCUUUCAACAUGGAGCAUCAUCAAACUUGUAACGCUCAUGAUCUUCGGCUACCGCAUGGAAGCAAUCUCCAUCCUCGGGCGUGAAGUAAUGCAGCCCCGAGGGCUUGUCGGGCUGGGGUUCGACUCUAUCGAUCACUGUGGACCCGAGAUUGCUGAUGCUCUGCGUGCCUAUUCUACCACUUCCAACUAUCCAAUUUUGAUCCACUGCACGCAAGGUAAAGACCGCACUGGCCUCAUCAUCGCUCUCAUCCUCUUGUUGCUCUCGGUCCCGGUACCGGCAAUAAGCUAUGAUUAUUGUAUGAGUGAGGGGGAAUUAGAGCCAGAGAGGGAAAGCAGACUGGUGGAGAUCCAGAGCAUUGGCCUCACGGAGGAUUUCGCGGGAUGUCCCGCCGAUUGGAUUGAGAAGAUGGAAAGGCAUCUGAACGAGAAGUACGGAGGAGUGAGGAAGUAUUGUCGUUCCAUUGGCUAUUCGGAGGAAGACGAAGAGAGUUUACUUGCUAUCCUCCGUGCGUAG
Molecule: messenger RNA, 1055 nt
Organism: Hyaloscypha bicolor E
Lineage: Eukaryota; Fungi; Ascomycota; Leotiomycetes; Helotiales; Hyaloscyphaceae
Product: tyrosine/serine protein phosphatase-like protein
Exons: 5
Coding region: 138-1055 (305 amino acids)
Biological process (GO): dephosphorylation
Molecular function (GO): phosphoprotein phosphatase activity
Source: RefSeq, a predicted model, not a curated record